GGCAGUUCAGACCUCGUGCUUGUCCCCCUAGCCUCUGUCUGUGUGUGGUAUCCGCAAGGUCCGGGGCACUUUUUUUUUUUUUUUUUGGUGUGAGUGUAUGUACGUGUGUGUGAGUGUGUGUUUGGGGGUUAGUAGAGGAAAGAGGAAAGGAGAGGGGCUGAGUGGAAAGCCACAGAGCUCUCUUGUCUUGCUGAGUCUUUCCUCUUGAGCGUCUCCCUUUUGCCCGUCCUCCGAGGCAGCAGCAAGAGGGCUUUCUUGUCUUCGGGAUUUGCCAUUCUUUGGCUUUGAGGAGAGCGAAUUUCUCUCCGGAGUGGACCCUGGCUAGUUCCUUCCUGCGCAUGGUGGAGUUAGUAUGCCAAGCAGUUGAAUCGAAUCUACUCAGAAGCGGCUUUUCUCCAGCUCCGGGAAGGGAAUUGAAGCCACAGCUACCGCGGAGGAGCAGCUGGGUUCUCUGAGGGGGGUGGGGGGAGGGUGGUCAACCGGCUGAGCUGAGCUCCUGUCCUCACUCCUCGGCACUCUCACCGCCUCUACUUGCUACCUUAGUCCUUCCUAAUUCAUCCUUUCUCCUCGGAGAGAGCUUUCUUCGGAGCCAGCCCGGAGCCCCGGCUACGUUGGACAUCUUUUAAGCGCUCCUGUUGGUGUUGAGCUGUCUGGUCGUGGCCCCCUCCCAGCCCGGCGGCAGUGAUUCGGGGAAGGGGGUAGAGGAGGUCAGUUGUAGCUGCAUCCACUGGUCUUGGGACUCCAACGCAGGACACCGCACCCUCCCCCGGUGAAUCCGCGGGGAGGACAAGGAUGUCUACGAACCCCCCGAGUCUGACUCCCUCUUCGCACUCGAGGGAAACCGGCCGGCUCCUGGCGGCCGAGCCCUAGCUAGACAAAGACAAGGAGACCCCCCAUUCCCCACCCCCAGCAAGCUCGGCCCCGGCCUCCCCGUUCGCUUUUCUGGAAGGACUUUUUUUUCCCUUAAUUUUUCCUUGGCUCUUUGUUUCUACUUGUGUCUGGUUCCCGAGCCUGGGAUAUUGUUCCGAGAGUGGAGUGGGGGGGCGCGGGGGAAACCACUCAAUUUCCCUGCCGCCCCCUGGUCCGGCUUUCCCUGCUCCCCCUCUCCGUCACCUCCCCGGGUUCAGGUCUCUGUGCUUCAACCUACUCUCGCAGAAUCACGACCCCUCCCUGCGAUGUAUCCGCAAGGCAGACAUCCGGCUCCCCAUCAACCCGGGCAGCCGGGGUUUAAAUUUACUGUGGCCGAAUCCUGUGAUCGAAUCAAAGACGAAUUCCAGUUCUUACAAGCUCAGUAUCACAGUCUUAAAGUGGAGUACGACAAGCUUGCCAAUGAGAAGACAGAAAUGCAGCGCCAUUAUGUUAUGUACUAUGAAAUGUCCUAUGGUCUGAACAUUGAAAUGCACAAACAGACAGAGAUUGCUAAGAGACUGAACACAAUUUUAGCUCAGAUCAUGCCUUUUCUGUCACAAGAGCACCAACAGCAAGUUGCACAGGCUGUGGAACGAGCCAAGCAGGUGACCAUGACGGAAUUGAAUGCCAUCAUCGGGGUACGUGGACUCCCCAAUCUGCCUCUCACCCAGCAGCAGCUCCAGGCCCAGCACCUCUCCCACGCCACUCAUGGCCCCCCUGUCCAGUUGCCGCCUCACCCUUCGGGCCUCCAGCCACCAGGCAUCCCUCCAGUCACAGGAAGCAGCUCAGGGCUGCUAGCGCUUGGUGCCCUUGGCAGUCAGGCCCACUUGACUGUGAAAGAUGAGAAAAACCAUCACGAGCUGGAUCAUAGAGAGAGAGAAUCCAGCGCGAAUAAUUCCGUGUCUCCUUCUGAAAGCUUGAGGGCUAGCGAGAAGCAUCGAAGUUCCGCUGACUAUGGCAUCGACUCCAAGAAGAGGAAAGCAGAAGAAAAAGACAACUUGAGUCGAUAUGAUAGCGAUGGCGACAAGAGCGAUGACCUUGUAGUAGAUGUGUCCAAUGAGGAUCCAGCCACACCCCGGGUCAGUCCAGCCCACUCCCCUCCUGAAAAUGGGAUAGAUAAAACCCGAGGACUGAAAAAGGAUGCUCCUAAUAGCCCUGCCUCGGUCGCCUCCUCCAGUAGUACUCCUUCUUCUAAGACAAAAGACCUUGGUCACAAUGAUAAAUCCUCUACCCCUGGUCUCAAGUCAAACACACCAACUCCAAGAAAUGAUGCCCCAACUCCUGGAACAAGCUCGACUCCGGGGCUCCGAUCGAUGCCAGGCAAACCAUCUGGCAUGGAUCCCCUAGCAUCCACUCUUCGGACUCCCAUCUCUAUCGGCUCCUAUGCAACUCCAUUUGCUAUGAUGGGCCAUCAUGAGAUGAAUGGCUCGCUCACCAGCCCAGGGGCCUACGCAAGCCUGCACAACAUCCCACCUCAAAUGAGUGCAGCGGCCGCUGCCGCAGCUGCCUAUGGUCGAUCACCAAUGGUGAGCUUUGGAGCUGUUGGUUUUGACCCCCACCCCCCAAUGAGGGCCACUGGACUGCCCUCAAGCCUUGCUUCCAUUCCUGGAGGAAAACCGGCUUAUUCCUUUCAUGUGAGUGCUGAUGGCCAGAUGCAGCCAGUCCCCUUUCCCCAUGAUGCACUGGCAGGGCCUGGGAUUCCUCGGCAUGCACGACAGAUCAACACACUAAGUCAUGGGGAAGUGGUAUGUGCUGUGACCAUCAGCAACCCUACCCGACAUGUCUAUACUGGAGGCAAAGGAUGUGUGAAAAUCUGGGACAUCAGCCAACCAGGAAGCAAAAGCCCCAUUUCUCAGCUUGACUGCUUGAACCGAGAUAACUACAUCCGCUCCUGUAAGCUCCUUCCCGAUGGUCGCACACUCAUUGUGGGUGGCGAAGCCAGCACGCUGACCAUCUGGGACCUGGCAUCCCCAACACCUAGAAUCAAAGCUGAGCUAACGUCCUCUGCCCCAGCCUGCUAUGCCCUGGCCAUCAGCCCUGAUGCCAAAGUUUGUUUUUCCUGCUGCAGUGAUGGGAAUAUUGCUGUUUGGGACCUUCACAACCAAACCCUGGUCAGGCAAUUUCAGGGCCACACAGAUGGCGCCAGCUGUAUAGAUAUUUCCCACGAUGGCACCAAGUUGUGGACAGGUGGUUUAGAUAACACAGUCCGAUCCUGGGACCUGAGGGAAGGCAGACAGCUACAGCAACAUGAUUUCACUUCCCAGAUCUUCUCUUUAGGCUACUGUCCCACUGGGGAGUGGCUGGCUGUGGGCAUGGAGAGCAGCAAUGUGGAAGUGUUGCAUCACACCAAACCAGAUAAAUAUCAGCUGCACCUGCAUGAGAGCUGUGUGCUCUCCUUGAAAUUUGCCUACUGUGGCAAAUGGUUCGUGAGCACUGGGAAAGACAAUCUUCUCAAUGCCUGGAGAACACCAUAUGGUGCUAGCAUAUUCCAGUCUAAAGAAUCCUCAUCUGUCUUGAGUUGUGACAUUUCAGCGGAUGACAAAUACAUUGUAACAGGCUCUGGUGACAAGAAGGCCACAGUUUAUGAGGUCAUCUACUAAACAAGGAUUCUAACAGGGCUGUCAAACUCUGGGAAAAACAGACCCCAGCUCUGACAAUACAAUGGGCAAGGGCCCACUGAAGGAUGUCGGCAGAAGGAAGCGUAGGCAGUCAUGCAUUCAGAGCCUUUUUCUCUGGCAAGCGGAGAGGGGAUGUGCCACGUCAUGGUCUGGGACUAAUGUGCAUGGAUUGAUACGUUUCAGCAACUUGGAUAGAUUUUUCCCCCCUCCUCCCUUCUUAAAAAUCCUGGCAGAUGAUGCAAAUGGAUUUAUUUGGAUGUUUUCAGCUCUGGCACCCAAGGAAACCCUCACAAAUCAUGCCUUCUUUCACUUUCUUUUUAUUCAGUGGCACUGUAGUGGAUGGCCUUUUUUUUUUUUUCUUCAAGGGGAUGCUUUCCUCCCCUUCCCCCAAUUGUGCAGUGCACAAGACUUGUGAAAAAUGUAAAUAAUGGACAAAUAAAUAAGACUGGACAAGAGGGAAAA
This is a messenger RNA of Trichosurus vulpecula (common brushtail), 3989 nucleotides long. RefSeq names its product TLE family member 3, transcriptional corepressor (gene TLE3). The record is from RefSeq and is a predicted model, not a curated record. Gene Ontology annotation, biological process: regulation of DNA-templated transcription; negative regulation of canonical Wnt signaling pathway. Gene Ontology annotation, cellular component: nucleus; transcription regulator complex. The transcript is spliced from 20 exons. Gene Ontology annotation, molecular function: protein binding; transcription corepressor activity. The coding region runs from base 1176 to 3509 and encodes 777 amino acids. NCBI's taxonomy places the organism in Eukaryota, Metazoa, Chordata, Mammalia, Diprotodontia, Phalangeridae.